AUGUCCACAAUUGCAAAGAGAGAUUUGAGUUCUAAUGAGGAGGAGAAUGAGCUGAGAAGAGGACCUUGGACUCUUGAAGAAGACAGCCUACUCAUUCACUAUAUUGCUCGUCAUGGAGAAGGUCGAUGGAAUAUGUUGGCAAAGAGUGCAGGAUUGAAGAGGACUGGAAAAAGCUGCAGACUCAGAUGGCUGAAUUAUUUGAAACCAGACAUUAAGAGAGGGAACCUCACUCCACAGGAGCAACUCUUGAUCCUUGAACUCCAUUCCAAGUGGGGUAACAGGUGGUCAAAAAUUGCUCAGCAUCUGCCAGGAAGAACAGACAAUGAGAUCAAGAAUUAUUGGAGAACAAGGGUACAGAAGCAGGCACGCCAACUUAACAUUGAGUCUGGAAGCAAGAGAUUCAUUGAUGCUGUCAAGUGUUUUUGGAUGCCAAGGUUGCUCCAAAAGAUGGAACAGAACAAUUCUCCAAGCCCUCACUCUUCCAUGACAAACAUGGUGAAUUUAGGGAAUUCUGGAGAAGCUUCUAUGAGUUCAAUGUCAAGCAACUUCAAUAUUCCCUCUAUGUCUUCAUCAUCUCCUCCAGAGAGGGAAUUCAUUAUGGAUGGUGCAAAUCAUUUUAGUACCAUGUCCAACCCCAUCAAUCCAUCCCCAGAUUCCUACCCAUUUUCACAACUACUUGAAAUUUCUGAACACCCCAAAAGUCCUCUCAAUGUGCUUGAGAACAACGUUUACAGUUAUCCAAUCCAGGACAAUUGCUGUGCUUUUACCAGUAACUAUGGCAUGGAAGGACUAAACAUGGAUCCCCUUUCAGCCAUGGGAACUUAUGACUUCCCACAGUUUGAUUUUCAGACUGCAGGGAAUGGAUGGAUGUUAGACAGCGUGGAGGAUACUACUUUAUGGAACAUGGAUGCUAUGUGA
This is a messenger RNA of Sphenostylis stenocarpa, 918 nucleotides long. The record is from the annotation of a GenBank genome assembly. NCBI's taxonomy places the organism in Eukaryota, Viridiplantae, Streptophyta, Magnoliopsida, Fabales, Fabaceae.